Messenger RNA from Salvia splendens (bonfire salvia), 1723 nucleotides. RefSeq names its product synaptotagmin-4. Gene Ontology annotation, cellular component: endoplasmic reticulum. The transcript is spliced from 13 exons. Bases 53 to 1723 code for a protein of 556 amino acids. NCBI's taxonomy places the organism in Eukaryota, Viridiplantae, Streptophyta, Magnoliopsida, Lamiales, Lamiaceae. The record is from RefSeq and is a predicted model, not a curated record. Gene Ontology annotation, molecular function: lipid binding.
CACAAGAAAAAAUCAAAGAAAAAUAAAAAACAAAUCUUUAAUUCUUCCCAAGAUGGGAUUUUUCCUAGGUUACAUUCUGGGUUUCGCUGUUGCCUUCGGAUUGAUUGUGGGAUUCGCCAAAUACCAAACUAUCAGAUCCAAAAAGCGAAUUGAUUUGGCAGCAGCAAUAGCAGCAUUGGCUCGAAUAACUGUGCAAGAUUCAAGGAAGCUUCUGCCAGACAAAUUCUACCCUUCUUGGAUUCUUAACUGGCUUAACCAACACCUAGAUAAAAUAUGGCCUUAUGUUGAUGAGGCGGCAUCACAAGUGAUAAGGGACUCAGUAGAGCCAAUUCUUGAGCAAUAUAGGCCAGCAAUCUUGGCUUCUCUCAAGUUCUCCACAUUGACUCUUGGAACUGUAGCACCACAAUUCACAGGAGUUGCCAUAUUGGACAGUGAGCCUAAUGAGAUAGUUAUGGAAAUGGACAUGCAGUGGGAUGGAAAUCCAGACAUCGUGCUCGAAAUCAAGACUCGAGUUGGGGUGGCACUGCCAAUACAGGUCAAGAACAUUGGAUUCACAGGUGUUUUUAGGCUGAUAUUCAAACCUCUGGCUGAUGAGUUCCCAUGCUUUGGAGCUGUUUGUUUUUCCUUGAGAGAGAAGAGGAAUCUUGAUUUUACACUAAAAGUGAUUGGUGGAGAUUUAUCUUCAAUCCCAGGAAUAUCUGAUGCCAUUGAGGGCACGAUACGAGAUGCAAUAGAAGAUUCGAUCACUUGGCCUGUCCGAAAAAUUAUACCUAUACUACCUGGAGACUAUAGCUACCUAGAGGUUAAGUCGGUCGGAAUGUUGGAGGUGAAGCUGAUAGAGGCUAAGGAGCUGACAAAUAAAGACAUAAUAGGCAAAUCUGAUCCAUUUGCCAAGCUGUGCAUCCGCCCGUUGCCUGAUCGAACCAAAAACAGCAAAACUAUUGACAACCAAACAAGUCCAAUCUGGAAUGAGCACUUUGAGUUUGAAGUUGAGGACACUUCCACUCAGCACUUGACAAUCAAGAUCUAUGACGAUGAAGGAGUUCAAGCUGCUGAGCUAAUCGGCUGUGCUCUGGUGCCUCUGCGCAAUCUUGAGCCCGGUAAGGUGAAGGACGUGUGGCUGAAGCUCGUGAAGGAUCUUGACAUCCAGAGAGAUACCAAGAAUCGCGGCCAGGUGCAUUUGGAGCUGCUUUACUGUCCCUUUAGCACGGAGAAUGUUUGGAACCCGUUCGAUCCCGAUUUUAGGCUAACUUCUUUGGAGAAGGCACUGAAGCAUUUGACAGAAGAUGGUGCAGAUUCAAGUGGGAAAGUAGCUGCUGCUGCAAAGAAGGAUAUUAUUGUGAGAGGAGUUCUCUCCGUGACUGUGGUGUCUGCGGAGGGCUUGCCAGCCACCGAUCUCAUGGGCAAAUCGGACCCUUUUGUCGUGCUAACGAUGAAGAAAUCCGAGCACAAAAACAAGACAAGGGUGCUGAAUGACACAUUGAAUCCAGUUUGGAAUCAGACAUUUGAUUUUGUGGUUGAGGAUGGAUUGCAUGAGCUGCUGCUGGUUGAUGUUUAUGACCAUGACACAUUUGGGAAGGAUAAAAUGGGGAGAUGCAUAUUGACAUUGACAAGGGCUAUAUUGGACGGAGAAGUGACCGAUGAUUUUCCUUUAGAUGGCACUGAAUCAGGAAAGGUCAGGCUGCACAUCAAAUGGACCUCACGUUCUAUUAUCAGAGACUGA